AUGGCAGCGGAACAAGCUCGCAACUCCCGGCCGAAGGCCACAAAGAUUGACUCUAGCCGAAUGUCACUAGAGGAACUGAAGGAAGCAGAGGAAGUGAAGGAAGCGCUGGCCGCGAAGGAGAAAGAGAUGAUCGCGCAGGAGGAGGCGAUGGAUGCAAGAAGAAGGGAGCAAACUGUUUCCGUCAGUGACUUCCUGAAGGAAUUCACUCGAUGGAAGGCUGAGAAAGCGGAAGAAGAGGCGGCUGGAGGCAGUGAGGAAGGAGGCCAUGAGCAGCGAGCCGGUUGGGACUUGAGUGACGAACCUGAGAUGCCUCGAGAGGGUCAUGCGGCGUUGGAGAGGAAUCUGCGGGGUGAAGAGGGUGUUGGGCAUGCUGUGCGCCGGAUGGAUCCAGACGAGGGAGCGGAGGCUGUUGUGCGGAGAUUAGAUCUCACCAGGUGA
Molecule: messenger RNA, 438 nt
Organism: Podospora anserina S mat+
Lineage: Eukaryota; Fungi; Ascomycota; Sordariomycetes; Sordariales; Podosporaceae
Exons: 2
Coding region: 1-438 (145 amino acids)
Source: RefSeq, a predicted model, not a curated record